Molecule: messenger RNA, 1717 nt
Organism: Apis dorsata (giant honeybee)
Lineage: Eukaryota; Metazoa; Arthropoda; Insecta; Hymenoptera; Apidae
Gene: puml
Product: (Lyso)-N-acylphosphatidylethanolamine lipase
Exons: 7
Coding region: 162-1322 (386 amino acids)
Cellular component (GO): lipid droplet
Source: RefSeq, a predicted model, not a curated record
GUACAUCAGCUGAUUCUCCCACUCUUCCAUUUUUCAACAGACAAUGUAUACUGGAAUUCUCACCGACUAGAUAAUAGAAUUGGUUACGUCGUCGUACUCAUUUUCCAUAUUGUCAACAAAGAAAUCAUCGUACACGAACAACCAAAGCAUCGUAAAAGCUAAUGGCAGAUUAUGAAAUUGUCAAAUCGAAAAGCUGGUUUUGGGAAUGGUUUAGCUGGUCUGGCUCAUCUUCAACUAUGUUACGUGCUGCGGAGAAAAAAAUUCUUUCUUGUUUGAGAACAGCAUAUAGAGGAUGGUAUGUGGAUAUAGGACCAGUUGUAGGAACAUCAGAUAAGAUAUGGACCAUUUCUUUGAAUGAAGAAUCAACAAAAACACCAAUUGUCUUAUUACAUGGUUUAGGAGCAGGCGUGGCAUUGUGGUGUUUAAAUCUUGAUGCAUUGGCUUCUCAAAGGCCAGUAUAUGCUAUUGACAUAUUAGGUUUCGGUAGAAGUAGUCGUCCUGUUUUUAGUAACGAAGCUCAAGAAGCUGAAAGUCAAUUAGUUCGCUCUAUUGAGGAAUGGAGAAGAGAAAUGCAGUUAGAAAAAUUUGUACUGUUAGGUCAUUCAAUGGGUGGUUUUCUUGCAGCAUCAUAUAGCAUGCAAUAUCCCGAAAGAAUUAAACACCUGAUUCUUGCCGAUCCGUGGGGUUUUCCGGAAAGACCUGUAGAUCGAAUUUCCAGAGUUCCUAUGUGGGUAAAAGUUAUAGCAUAUGUAAUCGAACCAUUAAACCCACUUUGGCCAGUCAGAGUAGCUGGUCCAUUUGGACAAUGGUUAAUUGAAAAAACAAGGCCAGAUAUAGUAAAAAAAUUUGCACCUAUAUUAAAAGAUGAUACUGCUGUGAUUUCACAAUAUUUACAUCAGUGUAAUGCUCAAACACCGUCUGGUGAGAGUGCAUUUCAUGCAAUGAUGCAACAUUUUGGCUGGGCCAAAAAUCCUAUUGUUAAAAGAAUGGAUAAAUUAAAUCCAGAAAUUCCAAUAACUUUAUUAUAUGGUAGUCGAUCUUGGGUUGAUAAUUCAUCUUGGGAAACACUUAAGCAAGCUAGAGCAUCAUCUUAUAUUAAUGUUCAGGCUAUAACAGGAGCAGGACAUCAUGUUUAUGCUGAUAAAAGUGAAAUUUUCAAUAAAUAUGUAUUAGAAGCAUGUAAUCUAAGUGAUUCCAUAUCCCAUUUAACAGCAUCAGAUAUUCGAUCAAAGUCUAUAAAUGAACAACAAAUUUCAUUAAUUUUAACAAACGAGGAAGUUGAUUCUAAAACCGCGAAAGGACAAGAAUUGAACACGCCAUAAGCACGAUCUCGUUAAAAUUUAUUUAAAAUUUAAAAAGUAUAAAAUUUGAUGAUUGAAUCGUACUGUUUUGACUUUAAUUGCAGUCAAAUGACUGCAUGAAUUGUGUGAUUUAGAUUAGAUAUAUAUGUAUUGCAACGUACCAAACAAUAAUUACAUGUUGAUUAAUGUUAUUUAAUUAUUUUCUAAUUUAUGUUAUACUUUGUUAAUGCUGUAAUUUAUAAUUUCUUGAAUUGUUUCAAGAAUAAUGGAGCUCAAUUCUUAGUUUAAACUCAUUGAUUCAUCAUUUAUAUUUCUAAACAAUAGUUGAAUAUUAAAAUAUUUAAUUUUUUUUAUAAAUUUUAAUUUCUUCAUAAGAUUGUAUAUUUUAAUAAAAUAUAAAUAUAUUUUAAUAAAAA